Molecule: messenger RNA, 1284 nt
Organism: Rhea pennata
Lineage: Eukaryota; Metazoa; Chordata; Aves; Rheiformes; Rheidae
Product: olfactory receptor 51A7-like
Exons: 4
Coding region: 1-1284 (427 amino acids)
Biological process (GO): G protein-coupled receptor signaling pathway
Cellular component (GO): plasma membrane
Molecular function (GO): olfactory receptor activity; G protein-coupled receptor activity
Source: RefSeq, a predicted model, not a curated record
AUGAUGAUUUCCAAUCUCACCGUGUACAGCCCAGACGUAUUCCUCCUGACGGGCAUCCCUGGGCUAGAAAAUGUCCAGUCGUGGCUCGCCAUUCCUCUGUGCACCUUGUACGUGGCUGCAGUUCUGGGCAACUGUACCAUCCUCUUCAUCGUCCACACAGAGCCGAGCCUCCACCAGCCCAUGUACUAUUUCCUGAGCAUGUUGGCCCUCUCCGACCUGGGCCUCUCGGUGUCCACCAUGCCCACGAUGCUGAGCCUCUUCCUCCUCAACUCCCGGGAGGUGAACGUCAACUCCUGCAUCGCCCAGCUGUACUUCGUCCACACGUUCUCCCUCAUGGAGUCGGCCAUGCUGCUGGCCAUGGCCUUUGAUCGCUUUGUGGCCAUCCAGCAGCCCCUCAGGUACACUUCCAUCCUGACGGACUCGACUGUCCUCAGGACUGGGCUGGCAUUUGCUGUAAGGAGCGCUUUUAUGGUAAUGCCUACCCCCAUUCUCCUCCGCCGGCUGCAGUUCUGCCUUCCCAACAUCCUCUCCCACUCCUUCUGCCUGCACCAGGAUGUCAUGAAGCUGUCCUGCUCUGACAGAAGGAUCAACAGCAUCCUUGGGCUCUUUGUCGUUGUCUCCACCAUGGGCCUGGACUCUGUGCUCAUUGUCCUCUCCUACAUCCUCAUCGUCAGCACGGUGCUGGGCAUUGCAUCCCGAGACGAACGCCUCAAGGUCCUCAACACUUGUGUCUCCCACAUCUGUGCUGUCCUGAUCUUCUAUAUCCCCAUGAUCGGCAUUUCCAUGAUCCACCGGUUUGGGAAACACGCCUCUCCCCUGGUGCAUGUCCUCAUGGCUGAUGUCUAUGUGCUGGUGCCCCCAGUGAUGAACCCCAUUGUGUACAGUGUGAAAACUAAGCAGAUUCGGCGGCAGAUACUGGGGGAUCUUGUCAAUAUAGCACAUGCAGGCUGUGCUCUCACUCACACCUCCGAGCUAUCUGAAGAUGUUAUUGCCCCAUCAUCCCCUUCACGCAGUGUAUCGGCUCCCAGCUUCACCCUCCUCUGUGAGAUCCCACCACUAGGCAGCCCUCAUCCAGACACCCCUCCGGUGCUCUCCGUGGUCUCCUGGUACUUUCCCUCCUCAGACACUGGCCCCAUCGUGCUCAUCCUGCAAGUGGUUAAAACUGACCUGUACUGCAGGAGGUCACGGUUUCCCACAAAGCUACCAAAGGCCAUCAACGUGAGAAGGACGGACAUACCCACCAGACAGGCUGGUGGUCAGAGCGCAUGCCUGGAAAGCCAGUGA